Messenger RNA from Talaromyces atroroseus, 1452 nucleotides. RefSeq lists its product as hypothetical. The record is from RefSeq and is a predicted model, not a curated record. NCBI's taxonomy places the organism in Eukaryota, Fungi, Ascomycota, Eurotiomycetes, Eurotiales, Trichocomaceae. The coding region runs from base 1 to 1452 and encodes 483 amino acids. Gene Ontology annotation, molecular function: adenosine deaminase activity. Gene Ontology annotation, biological process: inosine biosynthetic process; adenosine catabolic process. The transcript is spliced from 3 exons.
AUGGAUAAUAAGCCCUUUGAAGUCCCUGGGAGAUUCAAUUCUGCCGAGGAGUAUUUCAAAUCUCGCGAAGCCUUGAUUAGCGCCGAGCUGAAGCUAGGAUACGAAGGCAGGGCCGAAAGGAACCCUGUGGAAGUAGAAGUAGAAAAGAUUGUGCAGCAUAUCAAAUCAUGGGAGGAGCGCCACCAUUACGGCGUUCAUGAUGAUGGAUCGGGCUAUGAGGCUGGCCAUCGCUUCCUUCACACUCGCGACGCCAUUGAGAAAAGUCGGCUCUAUGAAAUCGCGCGCAAGGCACCGAAGGGUGCGCUUCUGCAUUGCCAUUUCGACUCGAUGAUCUCACCAUACCUCUUGCUUGAUGACGCUCGGAAACAAAGCAGACUUUACAUCAAGUGUGAUGUGCCCCUGGUAUCAGAAGGGCUUUUUGCUUCUGCGCUACCUCUAUUCAGUGUUCAACCUGACGAUCGCGGCGGCCUCACAGAGACUGAAAAUGUUUUCAGCCGAAAUUAUGUUGCCGGAUCUUGGAUGGAAUAUUCUGAGUUUUUAAGGCUCUUUCCCGGUGGGCUUGAAAGGGCAGAGGCGUGGAUCACCAAGCGAAUGGUCUUGGGGCCUCUGGACGCGUAUCAUCCCUCUCAAACAGUCAAUGGCAUCUGGAAGAAGUUCAUUCGGUCCAUAUCCGUGGCGCGCUCCCUGCUAUGUUACGAGACGGCAUACCGAGAGAAUUUCCGCCGCAUUCUUUGGCUAUGUGCAAGAGAAGGUAUCAUUUAUGUAGAGAUACGCGUUGCCCUCGGCUACAUGUUCACCAUUAGCAGUGAUGAUGGCACACGGCAGCAUAGUCAAAGCGAUAUGAUGCAAAUGUUCGUCGAUAUCCUCGAGGAAGAGGUGCCGAAGAUCCGGUCCGCAGGCUUUACGUUUUAUGGCGCAAAAGUCAUAUACGGCUGCUUGCGCUCGGCCGAUAAAGAGGCCAUGCAAUGGUGCAUGGACAACUGCCUAGAGUUGAAAAAGAAGUUUCCGGGCUUGAUCUGCGGUAGGGUCUCUCAUAUGCGUUACCUAGGGGAUAUAGGAUUCGAUAUGCAAGGCCAGGAGGACAAUGGCCACUCGUUGGCAUUUUUUAUUCCAGAGCUGCUCGCUAUGCGCUCCAAAGCUGACUCGAUGGGACUAGAUCUUCCAUUCAUUUUCCACGCAGGCGAGACCCUGGAUCAUGGAGGCGAGACCGACUCUAAUCUAUACGACGCCAUCUUGCUGGGUACAAAGCGCAUUGGUCAUGGCUUUAGUAUCGCUAAGCACCCCCUAUUGAUGCAGCUGUGUAAGGAGAGAAACAUUGCUAUCGAGACUUGUCCUAUCUCCAAUGAGAUUCUGGGCCUUUGCCCAACGACCAAGGCACACCACCUCCCCAUCCUACUAUCAAACUGCGUUCCGUGCACAAUCAAUUCCGAUGAUCCGGGUUCUUGGAGGUAA